GAUACACAUCCUUCUACUCAUGAUAACAAAAUGAGAAGAAGUAUUGUGAGGACUUGUAACUCAAGUGACAAGGACAAGAAGCAAAUGCACUUGACAUGAAAAAGUUUAGCAAGGCUAUAUAUACUAGAAGAUAUGAAUAUUUGGGCCAAUUCACGUUUCUUGUUCUUUCUUUCUUUUUAUUUUUUUUUUAUUUUUUUAUACAGAAGUAUAUAUUUAUAAUAAGAGAGCGGGAAAAUUAAAUAUUGAUAUUAAACUCGUUAUUCACGAAAUUCAAACAUAUUUUACUAAGAAAAACCCCAUGAUUGUAAAGCCCACAAAAACAUUUAGGCCAGUGAUGAAAUUUUAUGAGCCCGUGGCUUUCAACCCCAAUGCCAAGAUUGCAAUUUGCAGUCCGUAACUGCCCCCAUUUUACCCACCAAAACCCCAUCUUAUUCCUCUCUCUGUCUAAACGACCAACAACCAUGGCGAUCAAGCUUCUUGUUGCUUUGCUCUACAUUCUCUUAUCCACCACCGCUGCACAACCAUGUUAUCCUCUGUAUUCCCAAGAGCUCAUAAAUUCAAUGGGUCCCACUUUCUCACCUUUUUCUUCUUCUUCUUCUUCUUCCUUCCCUCCGACCCCAACAGCCUCAAUCGAGUCAAACCCAACUCCCUUCGUCCCGGCGCUCUUUGUCAUCGGAGACUCCUCCGUCGACUGUGGCACCAACAACUUCCUCGGAACCUUCGCCCAUGCCGACCACCUCCCCUACGGGCGAGACUUCGAUACCCACCAACCCAUUGGGAGGUUCUGCAAUGGCAUAAUCCCUGUUGAUUAUCUUGGGUUAACAUGUUUCCUUCAGUUAGCAAGUUCAGCAGUUCACAGACAUCUAUCAUUAGUUUAUAAUAAGUUUGGGGGAGCAAGCUACAAUCGAUCUCGUCUCAAAUUCGAUGCUUUACAUUUCGAUUGGAAUCAACGACUACAUACAUUACUAUUUGCACAAUGUGUCCAACGUACAAAAUCUGUACUUUCCCUGGGGUUUCAAUCAGUUUCUAACAUCCACAUUGAGAACUUGUACAACAUAAAUGUGAUGAAGGUGGUAGUAAUGAGGCUCGCACUGAUAGGCUGUGCACCUCACUAUUUAUCUCAGUACAGAGUGAAGGAUGGACAAUGUAUUGAGGAGAUAAACAACAUGGUAAUGGAGUUCAACUUUGUGAUGAGGUAUAUGAUCGAGGAGCUCCGCGAAGAGCUUCCCGUUACCAACAUCAUCUUCUACAAUAUGUUUGAAGGUUCCAUGGAUAUCAUAAAGAACUUUGCACAUUACGGUGAAAGGUUUUCUAAACUUGUUAAUUCCUAUCAGUUACCGAAAAAUUUCUUAGCAGAAAGUCUGUAUACUAAUGAUGUGUGAAUUUCAUGAUCUUGUUCAAGUUUCAAUGAAACUACUGUUACUUUC
Molecule: messenger RNA, 1427 nt
Organism: Pyrus x bretschneideri (Chinese white pear)
Lineage: Eukaryota; Viridiplantae; Streptophyta; Magnoliopsida; Rosales; Rosaceae
Product: GDSL esterase/lipase At1g71691-like
Exons: 3
Coding region: 345-1382 (345 amino acids)
Source: RefSeq, a predicted model, not a curated record